UUCAUAGAUAAAAACGAAACUGACUGAUAAAAAAAUCGAAAAUAUGACGAAAAUACGUAAACUUUACACGCUUAUUUUAUUUAAAUGUUACCUUCAUUACGUGAAAAUGUGUUAAAUUAAGAUUUAGCGUAAGUUUCGACUACAUUUUGUGUUCAUUUUCAUACGUAAAAGCAUAAUGCGAUGGAUUACGAAGAUAUCAUCUACUUGGCAGUUCUCAUCGGUAGCAUCUUCGUCGGUUAUUUCUUCCAAAAAAUACAGUCUCCCGAGACGAAACGAUGGUUUUCCACGAUUUUAGGAACUGUUAUAUGUACAGUCGUGUGUGGAUUUCACGUAUUACAUGGGAUAUGUGUCACUUUGACGAUUGGAUUGAUAAUCAAGUUCAGUUACAGGUAUUGCCAUGGGCUUAGCUUCGCUGCCGGAUUUUUAUACCUGGUAUUCUUCAGAACAACCGAGUAUUUCAACAUUCCUUACCCUACAGGUCAUGCUAACAUGAUACAGAUGAUAUUGACACUGAAACUGGUUGGGUUAGCUUUUGAAGUCCACGAUAAUCACGUAACCGAACGAAAAAUGAAAAAAGAUGAGAAAAGUGUUACCGAUCAAGACAUUUAUCGAUUAUUUCCUAAACCAAGUAUAUUGGAAGUAUUUCAUUACGCUUUUUGCUACGCAGGUGUUCUAACUGGUCCUUAUUUUACUUAUUGUACUUAUAGAGAUAUGUUGAAAUAUCCGCUUAAAGAAUGUAAACUUCAUGUUCAAGAAACUUUGAAGAUAGUCGCUUAUGUACCUUUAUUUUCCAUUUUAUAUUUAGGAGCUUCCAAAGUCUUUCCUUUACACGUAUUAUUUAGUGAUGAAUUUUACAACCAAAGUCCAUUUCCGUAUCGCCUGUGGUACAUGUAUUCGACCUUCUUUAUAUUUCGUAUGAGAAUGUAUAUAGCUUUCAGGCUAUCUGAAGCUGUAUGUAUCAUGGCUGGAUUGGGAUUAUAUCCGGUCAGUACGAAACCUCGAGCAGGAAGCGGACCAUCGUGCAACUUUGAAGCAUUGAGUGAAAUGAAUAAAAUGUCUUCGGGUGGUUACAAUUUCGAAACCAUAGACACGAUACGUGUCUUAGAUGCUGAAUUUUCGACCACAGUUCGAGAAGCGACUAGAUAUUGGAAUCGUUCUAUUCAGUAUUGGUUAGCUGCAUACGUGUAUCGACGAUUCCCGUUCAAAAAAUACAAAACAUUGAUGACUUUCUUCAUUUCGAGUUUUUGGCACGGUAUUCAUGCUGGAUAUUACUUCAGUUUGUUUUCCGUUCCUUUGUAUUUAUUCGUUGAGGAUACUUUUGUCAAACGAGUAAUCAAACAUGAUCAAAAUAAAUUGAAAAAUUUCCUGCUAUGGAAUGCUAAAAUGUUCCAAUUUUCAUAUUGGGGUCUUGCAUUUCAAGUGAAAGAUUCGAUUGUAAUAUGGAAGUAUGGCAUGUCAGUCUAUUUUGCUCCCUAUAUUGUCGCUAUUGUGAUGUAUUUCGUGGCUGUGUUAAUCAAAUAGUUAUUUAUUUAUUACAUAAGUAAUAUUUUUUGUCGUUAUUGUUGCAGUUGGAAAAAAUGCGUUAUAAAAUUAUUUUUAGUUGA
Molecule: messenger RNA, 1604 nt
Organism: Planococcus citri (citrus mealybug)
Lineage: Eukaryota; Metazoa; Arthropoda; Insecta; Hemiptera; Pseudococcidae
Gene: frj
Product: farjavit
Exons: 8
Coding region: 181-1521 (446 amino acids)
Biological process (GO): lipid modification; phosphatidylinositol biosynthetic process
Cellular component (GO): mitochondria-associated endoplasmic reticulum membrane contact site; membrane
Molecular function (GO): lysophospholipid acyltransferase activity
Source: RefSeq, a predicted model, not a curated record